Molecule: messenger RNA, 795 nt
Organism: Penicillium longicatenatum
Lineage: Eukaryota; Fungi; Ascomycota; Eurotiomycetes; Eurotiales; Aspergillaceae
Product: PKS/NRPS-like protein biosynthetic cluster
Exons: 1
Coding region: 1-795 (264 amino acids)
Molecular function (GO): oxidoreductase activity
Source: RefSeq, a predicted model, not a curated record
AUGUCAACUCCCUACAUUCCCGGCCGUCUUGACGGUAAAGUGGCCCUCGUCACUGGAUCUGGUCGUGGAAUUGGAGCUGCAAUUGCCCUCCAUCUGGGUCGCCUCGGCGCCAAAGUCGUCGUCAACUAUGCCAACUCGGCCGAACACGCCGAAAAGGUCGUUACCGAUAUCAAGAGCUUUAACUCAGAUGCUGUCGCCUUCAAGGCCGACGUGCGGGAUGUGUCUCAGACGGCCAAGCUUUUUGACCAAGCGAUUGCGCACUUUGGCCGUCUUGACAUCGCUGUCAGCAACUCGGGCGUUGUCAGUUUCGGACACCUGAAGGACGUGACAGAGGGGGAAUUCGAUCGUGUCUUCAGCCUCAACACGCGCGGGCAGUUCUUCGUUGCGCGCGAGGCGUAUCGCGUGCUUGAGGAAGGUGGGCGCAUUAUUCUCACCUCCUCCAACACGUCCAAGGAUUUCAGCGUCCCCGAGCACUCACUUUACUCGGGCUCCAAGGGCGCCAUCGACUCUUUUGUGCGCAUCCUCUCCAAGGACUGUGGUGACAAGAAGAUCACUGUCAACGGUGUUGCGCCAGGGGGUACCGUGACGGACAUGUUCCACGCCGUCUCGCACCACUACAUCCCCGGCGGAGAGAAGUUCACGGCCGAGGAGCGUCAGCAGUUGGCUGCCCACGCCUCCCCGUUGCACCGGAAUGGCUUCCCCGAGGAUAUUGCCCGUGUAGUUGGAUUCCUGGUCAGCGAAGAAGGAGAGUGGGUAAAUGGCAAGGUCAUCACCCUGGAUGGUGGUGCGGCUUGA